This is a messenger RNA of Chenopodium quinoa (quinoa), 1537 nucleotides long. RefSeq names its product probable bifunctional TENA-E protein. The record is from RefSeq and is a predicted model, not a curated record. NCBI's taxonomy places the organism in Eukaryota, Viridiplantae, Streptophyta, Magnoliopsida, Caryophyllales, Amaranthaceae. The coding region runs from base 686 to 1345 and encodes 219 amino acids. The transcript has 3 exons. Gene Ontology annotation, cellular component: cytosol.
AGAUAUAUUGAAGUAAAAAUUAUAGGUUACUUACUUUUGCAUAACCACCAUAGAUGAUUUUUUUUCCAAUUAAGUUUAGAUUAGGUGUCCUUUUUUCGUAAGUUUUUUUGUUUUUUGUGUUCCACCCGGUUCACCCUUUGGGCUAAUCUGGAUUCGAGGAUCAGUUCUGGUGGUAAGGUUCCAGUCCUCUCCCAAUGGUUAUUGCGGGGGAUCGAACACACGGUCCUUCCUACCAAAUGUAACCCCAAUUACCACUACAUCAAUAGCCAAUUGAUAAAUAAACUUUGUAUGUGACUAUUAAUUUUGAACUUUCUUUCAUGAACGUUUCAUUAAAACCUAUCUUCUUUGAUGCCCUCAAAAAAAAAAAAAAAAUCUAUCUUCUUUGAUCCUCUUAGCAUAUACGCUUUUCUCUUUGCAAUGUCUUUGACCCAACCCACUAUUGUGUCCCUCUUUUAUCAAGUGACCUUUUAACCUAGACUACCCCGACUCGAACUGCCCAACCAAGUCAAAUUAGGCCUCAUCUAAUGGCUUAAAAUCCGAAUACUCUUCAACAAAUUUUCCAGUGCCACUAGCUUAGCGCACGUCUAAACUACUGCCACACUCUGCUAUCUCCGAUAGCAAGCAAGAGAGACAAAAAGUCAAAAGGCAAAAGCAAAGUCAAAGGAGAGAGAAAGAGAGGGGAAAGAUGGCAACCAUAGAAACACGGGUAAACAUCCAUGAUACAGUCUACACUGCAGCAACUCGCCACGCUUUUAUACGCUCUAUCCGCGAUGGCUCCGUUGAUCUCUCCUCUUUCAAACGCUGGCUGAGUCAGGAUUACAUAUUUGUCAGGAAAUUUGUUCCUUUUGUUGCGAGUGUACUGGUGAAAGCUUGUAAGGAAUCAGAUGAUGAAUCGGAUAUGGAAGUUAUUUUAGCUGGUUUGGCUUCUCUGAAUGAUGAAAUUUCUUGGUUUAAGAAUGAAGCUGCAAAAUGGGAUGUCAAGCUCAGUGAGAUCACUCCUCUGAAAACAAAUCAGAAUUACUGCAGGUUUUUAGAAAGCUUGAUGCAACCAGACGUCAGUUAUGCAGUGGCAAUGACAGCCUUCUGGGCUAUUGAGGCUGUUUACCAAGUGAGCUUUGCCCAUUGUCUUGAAGCUGAUGCCAAAACUCCGUCAGAACUCAAAGAAGCUUGUGAGAGAUGGGGGAGUGAAGGGUUUGGCAAGUAUUGUGAAUCUCUGCAGAAAAUUGCUGAUCGAAGUAUUUCAAAGGGAUCGCAGGAUGUGCAAAAUAUAGCUGAAGCAAUGCUUUUGCAAGUUCUUGAGCUAGAAGUUGAGUUCUGGAAUAUGAGUGAGGGACAGAUGACUUAGGAGCAGAAAGUAUGUGUUUGUAUUUGUGUUUCGAUUGUGUUUCUUGUAUGUUUUACAGCUUAAAGUUGGUUUUGAAUCAUAAAGAUGCAUUUUUUUUUUUUUUUUUUUAAUUUGAAAAGUGCUUGUAAAAGCUAGUUUGGCAGGCAACAAUUAUGUUACAUACGAUAUAAAAGGAAUACUAUCGUAUUACCA